This is a messenger RNA of Plasmodium malariae, 996 nucleotides long. RefSeq names its product Plasmodium exported protein (PHIST), unknown function. Bases 1 to 996 code for a protein of 331 amino acids. NCBI's taxonomy places the organism in Eukaryota, Apicomplexa, Aconoidasida, Haemosporida, Plasmodiidae. The record is from RefSeq and is a predicted model, not a curated record. The transcript is spliced from 2 exons.
AUGAUGAGAAAUUUUUUCUUUUCAAGACCUUUUAAUUAUACAUUAUUAUGUCAAGUUUUAUUAUUUUUUUUACUACAAAUUAAACAUAUAAAUGAUCAUAUUGUAGCUGUAAAGUCAUAUCACAGCGAUGUAUGCUCAAGGAAUUUAGCCCAUUACAACCCCUUGAAAUUCUAUGAAUUACAAAUAAGCUCUUCCGAGGAUGAGAAUGAGAAUGAUGACAAGGAUGAAGACCAGGUUGAUGAUGGCAAUAAAGGUGAUAAUGUCAAUAAAGGUGAUGAUGGCAAUAAAGGUGAUGAUGGUAACAAUGGCGAUGAUGGCAAUAAAGGUGAUGAUGGUAACAAUAACAAUGUUGAUGAAUUAUUAUUUAGUAAAGAACAACAUGUAUACCCUAGCUACUACGAUAACAGAAAUUAUAUGACAUUUGAUGGUGCUUCGAGGGUGUAUGAUGUACCAUAUAAUAAAUACUUUAAAAUGGCAUGUAAGAACACUGGUAGUAGGAGAAAAAACUCAUUUGGACGUAAAAAUGAUCAUUUAAUUUUACAUUUGUUGGAGAAGUAUAUAGCAAAAAGGAUAAAAAAUCUAGGUGAAUAUGCUGAUGAAGGGGAGAUGUCUAUUAUAUGGAAUUAUGUCCAUAAGCAUGAGAAAAAGAAAUAUUAUAAAAUGAGGAAAAAGUUGAUGAAAUAUUAUAAAUGUUUAGCUUUUGUAUGUGAUAUUCCGAAGGAUGUUGAGAGGCGUAUAUGGUUGAAAAUUACGGAAUACAUGUCACGUAUAUUUUUACGUUACGAUAAAAACUUUUGUAAAAUUGUGUAUAUUUACUUAGAAGAUGGUAGAGCUGAGCGCUGGAGGUUUAUGGAGUUUAUAAAUAAAUACAGAGUAACACAUAUCAAAUUCAGAAUGAUAAUGUAUAAUUACUGGAAGGAUAAAAUAAAUAAAAAUUUUGAGGCCUAUCAAGAGAGGUGUAAGCAAAUGGGGUUGAAAACUAGGCGCAUUUGUUAA